AUGGACGCUACAUCCAUCAUUACGCAGGUGUCGCGGGAUGACGAACAGCAACUGAACAGCAGCUAUCCCAACGAGAAAGUCAACAAUGUAGAUAGGCUAAAACCGCCGAAUCGUGGUUUCCUGGAGACGCUCUUUUGCUGUUGGCGGAAUGGGCGAACGAAAAGCAAUCAGAGCGGGACGCCGAUCGAUGGUUCCAUCACACCGCCUCCGAUUCAGGGCCAGCCCCGGUAUCUGCUGCCACAAGUUCGACCUUCCGAUACGUACAAGAAGUGCAUGGUGAUAGACUUAGACGAAACCCUAGUUCAUAGCAGUUUUAAGCCAAUUCCAAACGCGGAUUUCAUAGUGCCAGUGGAAAUUGACGGAACCGUACAUCAGGUGUAUGUCCUGAAGCGACCGCACGUCGACGAGUUCCUGAAGAAAAUGGGCGAGCUGUACGAGUGCGUCCUGUUUACGGCCUCACUGGCCAAGUACGCCGAUCCAGUGGCCGAUCUACUCGAUAAGUGGAACGUGUUUCGGGCGCGGUUAUUUAGGGAAUCGUGCGUCUUCCACAUGGGCAACUAUGUGAAGGAUCUGAACAAGCUCGGGAGAGAUUUACAGAAGAUUGUUAUUGUUGACAACUCACCUGCUAGUUACAUAUUUCAUCCGGAUAAUGCUGUGCCAGUGAAGUCAUGGUUUGACGAUAUCAACGAUUCUGAGCUGCUAGACUUGAUACCGUUGUUCGAGAAGCUGAGCAAGGUGGACUCUGUAUAUAGCGUACUAUGCAACUCCAGCUCACAGUCCCAGCUGCCGACGUCUAUGUCGCACCACAAUCAACAGGACCUGCAGACGCAGCAGUCGCAGCAACAGCUUCAGCAGCAGUCGAAUUCGUCCGACGCGAACAACACGUAA
Anopheles nili is the source of this 888-nucleotide messenger RNA. RefSeq names its product phosphatase Herzog (gene hzg). The transcript is spliced from 5 exons. Gene Ontology annotation, molecular function: RNA polymerase II CTD heptapeptide repeat phosphatase activity. Bases 1 to 888 code for a protein of 295 amino acids. The record is from RefSeq and is a predicted model, not a curated record. NCBI's taxonomy places the organism in Eukaryota, Metazoa, Arthropoda, Insecta, Diptera, Culicidae.